Messenger RNA from Penicillium brasilianum, 925 nucleotides. The record is from the annotation of a GenBank genome assembly. NCBI's taxonomy places the organism in Eukaryota, Fungi, Ascomycota, Eurotiomycetes, Eurotiales, Aspergillaceae.
AUGGCGUUAAUCGAGCUUUUUACAGACCCUAGAUUUCCCUGCCCCCAAAGAGUCCAUCUGGUCAUCAAGGAACUAGGCAUCGAUGUAAAUAUCCGAGAUGUCAAUCUGGAAGCAAAAGGGCACAAGAGCACUGAAUUCCUUAAAAUGAAUCCGUUCGGAGCAUUGCCAUGCUUGAAGGACAAUUCAUUCGACCCACCCUUUGUGCUGUACGAAUCUCGCGCUAUUGUCAGGUAUCUUGCGAUCAGAUACGGGCAAGGCCGCCUCAUGCCAAAUCCAUUCAACGCGCAGGCUACAGCACUCUUUGAACAAGGAGCAAGCACCGAACUAACUUCAUUUGACCCUACCGCGAACCGCCUAGUAUUCGAAGAAAUAUUCAAACCAAAAUUCUUCGCCGAGAGUCAAGGCUCUAUCGACUCGGCAUUGGUAGCUAGUUUGAGAUCUCGAUUAUUGGUCGUCCUCGAUAUCCUAGACCGGAUCUUAGGCCACCAAGGUUACAUGGCAGGACAAGAGUUUUCAGUUGUGGACCUAUUCUAUGUGCCAUAUAUGCAUCAUCUUACCACAUCGGUUUACCCAUCAGCCCUUGAAAACCGACCUCAUUUGAAAUCGUGGUGGGAGGAUAUGAUGCUCCGUCCUGGUUACCUUGAAAUCACUCAAUGCUCACGUUAUAGUUAACAUUGAAAGGUGAUGACUAGGCGAUAAGAUUUCCGCAGAGCCAAUCUCACGCUAACGAUCACCCUGGCGCUGGUUUGCAAAUACUCAUGGGCUUGAGUUCGAGGAUAUAAGAUAUCUUAUCGGCAUGGAACUCGGCAUCUAGGCUGGGGUUGGGAACAGCAGAGGCUCAUAACACAGUCGCAGACAUAGGAUAUACAUGUGUUAAGGACAUCGAGUGUCAUGCUGUCAAAUUGAUACAAGCCAAACAAUGCAG